AUGGGUCGUAGCGGGGAGCUGAGUGAAUUCCAGCGGGGCACCGUGGUGGGAUGCCACAUGUGCAAUAAGUCACUGCGGCAAAUCGCCAACUUGCUCAACCUGCCCCGCUCCACCGUCAACAACGUCAUCGUGCAAUGGAAGCGAGAACGCAGGACGUGUCCACUGCCCCGUUGCGGACGGCCGCACAAGCUCAAGGAGGAGGACCGUCAGGUACUGGAGCGCUUGGCGCAGGAACGGACCUUCCCGUCGAUGGCGGCGCUCACCGCCGAAUUCCGGCGGGCGUCCGGGGUCAACGUCAGUAAGGCCACCGUUACUCGGGAGCUGCGGGAAAUGGGCCUCACAUUACGCUCGUCCAACGAAGGCAGGGUCAAAGAAAGGAAGCGAGUCCCGAAAACGACAGAAGUUUGCGCUGAAGCAAAAGUGGAAAUGGACGAACAACACCAAACAGACAUGUCCCAUCUGGACCUGCGGGUGGGCUGCAUCAUCAGGACCAUGCAGCUCCCCGGAACGGACAGCUUAUACGUGCAGCACGUGGAUGUCGGCGAAGCUCAUCCUAGGACUGUGGUCAGCGAGCGCGUGCCCGUUAAUCUGUUACAGAACUGCAUGGCUGUUCUGCUGUGCAACCUAAAACCCGCACAGAUCCGAGGCGUGGCGUCCCAGGCGGCGGUCGUGUGCGUGAGUUCGGCAAACGGCUUGGAAAUCCUGGCGCCUCCAAAUGGAGCGGUACCCGGUGAUAAAGUCACGGUAGACGGAUUUACAGGCGACCCUGACAAGGAGCUGGAACCCGCCAAGGUGUGCGAGCACAUCGGAUUCGACCUCCGGACCGACGACCAGUGCGUGGCCACCUAUAAGGAUGUACCGCUGGAGGUCGUAGGCAAGGGCGUGUGUCGGGCGCCGACGCUGCGUGAUUGCCAGGUGGUUCUGACGGAGGGGCGUUGGCAGGAAGAAGCUGAGGCGUUUUUUUGA
Messenger RNA from Nerophis lumbriciformis (worm pipefish), 966 nucleotides. The record is from RefSeq and is a predicted model, not a curated record. NCBI's taxonomy places the organism in Eukaryota, Metazoa, Chordata, Actinopteri, Syngnathiformes, Syngnathidae.